Messenger RNA from Brassica oleracea var. oleracea, 616 nucleotides. RefSeq lists its product as uncharacterized. The coding region runs from base 154 to 462 and encodes 102 amino acids. Lineage: Eukaryota; Viridiplantae; Streptophyta; Magnoliopsida; Brassicales; Brassicaceae. The record is from RefSeq and is a predicted model, not a curated record. The transcript has 3 exons.
ACAUCCCUAAAAAGACGAAUCGAAACCCAUCUCUCUCCUUCACCACCAUCUCCUCCACCUAUUCGCGUCUCCACGAGCUCCUCCACCCCCAAAGCUCGAUUCAUCUCCCGUCAGAAACAAUCCGUCUCCGUUCGCCAGCUCCAGCGACCUCUAAUGGAGUAUAUGAGCUUACCUGCAAGUCAGUACUCGGUGCUAGACGCGGAGAGGAUCGAGAGAGUUGAUGAUAACACGUUUACACUUUUAAAUUCUUCGACUUUGAAGUGUGUCCUGUUCUGCUCGUUAGGGUCGAAGAGCAAACUAAUGGCUGCUGCAUCAAGCUCUUGUCUUGCAAGACUAUCAAGCAUGGGCUUCGGGAGACACUUCAAGUCAACCUCUUGGGACUGGCGAGAUAUGAUAGUGAAUCAAAAUGGACCUUACCUGGCUCCGAGAAGUCUCCCAUCUUUUUCAAAUGUGUUCUUGUAAAAUGACCACAGAUGAGUUUGUUCCUUUGUUUCGGAAUGUCAAUUGGUCCAAGCCAAAGCCCAUAAUAUGCAAAACCCAUAAAUAUUUAAGUCUGACCCGACCUUAAAAUGUGCCGCAUUUUACUUAGCCCAAAGUAUAUGUUUAGCUGAUUCAA